Messenger RNA from Cucurbita maxima (winter squash), 2834 nucleotides. RefSeq names its product respiratory burst oxidase homolog protein A-like. Lineage: Eukaryota; Viridiplantae; Streptophyta; Magnoliopsida; Cucurbitales; Cucurbitaceae. Bases 274 to 2169 code for a protein of 631 amino acids. Gene Ontology annotation, molecular function: calcium ion binding; peroxidase activity; NAD(P)H oxidase H2O2-forming activity. Gene Ontology annotation, cellular component: plasma membrane. The transcript is spliced from 10 exons. The record is from RefSeq and is a predicted model, not a curated record.
CUGAGCAAAAGCAAAAAGUUCCUUCCAGACGUUCUUCAGUGCUGUCCCCUUCUUCUGCUACGAUUCUCAGUAUCAAAUCAACCUCGAGGAGCUGCGAGAUUCUAAGCGCGUUGUGUGAUUUUGCUUCUUCAAUACUGUGGACAGCCAUUGCAUUAUUGAUCUCUUUUCAGCGAUGCAAGUUAGUCGCAACUGCCGAUGCUUGUGGUUUUCUGGUUUUUUGUGUGAAGUUGUUGGAAGAAUAGUUUUGGUUAUUGCAUUUUGGUUGGUGGAUUAAUGAGGGGGGCUACGAAGCACGAGCGGCGGUGGGCGUCGGAUACGGUUCCUGGAAAUGCGAAGAUGAACGCAGGAUCGUCUUCGGGAACGGAAGCGAGUGCGGCGGAGGUGUUUGUCAAGGUCACUGUCGAUCUACAGAACGAUGAUAGAAUCAUCCUACGCAGCGUUGACCCGGCUACGGUUAUCAACAUCGAUAACGCCGCCUCUGUAGGAUCUGAAACUCCGAAGUCUGCUUCGAUGUCGAGAUCGCCGACGGUUAAACGGAGCUCGUCCAAUCUGUUGCGUCUAUUUUCGCAGGAACUGAAGGCGGAAGCGGUUGCUAAGGCGAGGCAGUUUUCGCAGGCGCUGAAGGCCGAGUUGAAGCGGGUUUCCUGGAGCAAUGGACAUUCUACCGAAUCCGGAAAUGGAUUUGACUCGGCGUUGGCCGCUCGAGCUCUAAGGAAACGGCAAGUUCAGCUUGAUCGCACUCGUUCCGGUGCUUGUAAAGCGCUUCCCGGCCUGAGAUUCAUCAGUAGUAAGAUCAAUGACGUCGACGCCUGGAAUGAAAUCCAGAGCAAUUUCGAUAAGCUCUCCAAGGAUGGAGUCCUCUACCGCUCUGAUUUCGCUCACUGCAUAGGAAUGAAAGAUUCAAAGGAGUUUGCUCAGGAACUGUUCGAUGCUCUGAGUCGAAGACGAAGAUUGAAGAUCGAAAAAAUCAGCAGAGACGAACUCUUUGAGUUCUGGUCACAAAUUACCGAUCAAAGUUUCGAUUCGCGACUGCAGAUCUUCUUCGACAUGGUCGAUAAAAACGAAGACGGCCGAAUUACCGAAGAAGAAGUCAAAGAGAUUAUAUUGCUGAGUGCUUCGGCAAACAAGCUACUGACGCUAAAGGAACAUGCAGAGGAAUAUGCGGCCCUCAUCAUGGAGGAGCUGGACCCUGAAAGACUGGGCUACAUCGAGCUGUGGCAUUUGGAAGCCCUUUUGCUACAGAAGGACACGUACCGGAACAACAGUCAAGCCCUCAGCUAUACAAGCAGAGCAUUGAGCCAGAACAUACGGGGAUUAAGGAACAAAGGCCCCAUAACAAGGAUAAGAACAAAACUACUCUACUAUUUGCAGGAGAAUUGGAGGAGAAUAUGGGUGCUGACAUUAUGGGCCAUGAUCUUGGUUGGCCUUUUCAUGUGGAAGUUCUUCCUGUACAAGCAGAGGCAAGCCUCCAAGGUCAUGGAUUACUGUCUCCUUACGGCUAAGGGUGCAGCUGAGACCAUUUUGCUGCCCGUAUGUAGAAAUACCAUCACUUGGAUAAGGUCUACCAGGCUGGGAUAUUUUGUACUCUUUGACGACAAUAUCAAUUUCCACAAGACGAUAGCCGCAUCCAUUGGAGUUGGUGUCAUUCUCCAUGUAGGGAGCCACCUUGCCUGUGAUUUUCCAAGACUCGUACAGACAUCUGAUCAAAGCUAUAAUUAUGUGAAGGGUUACUUUGGACCAGACAAGCCUAGCUACUUAGAUUUGGUUAAGGGGUGGGAAGCUGUGACUGGCAUACUAAUGGUCAUCUUCAUGGCAGUAGCAUUCACUCUAGCUACCCGAUGGUUUAGAAGGAGCCUGAUUCAGCUGCCCAAGCCAUUUGAUAGGCUGACUGGUUUCAAUGCCUUCUGGUAUUCGCACCACCUGUUUGGCAUUGUUUACGUUUUGCUCGUCAUUCAUGGCAUCUUCCUUUAUCUUGAGAACAGAUGGUACUGUAAGACGACUUGGAUGUAUCUUGGUAUCCCACUUUUACUCUAUGCUGGGGAAAGAACCCUGAGAUUCUUCCGCUCAGGCUUCUACAGUGUUCGACUCCUCAAGGUUUCUGAUAAUACUUACCGACACUGCCACAUAAUGGCCCUUGCUCCAAUUUCAUGCUUAAAUGUUCAAGACUAGACUUCAAAUUUCUUUGCCUUCCACCAUUGGCUAAUGAUCAUGGGUUUAUAAGUAAGGAAUACAUCUCCAUUGGUAUGAGGCCUUUUGGAGAACCUUGGAGAACUCCAAACCAAAGUCAUGAGAGCUUAUGCUCAAAGUAAACAAUAUCAUACUAUUAUGAAGAAUCGUGAUUCCUAACAUGGUAUUAGAGCCAUACUUUUAACUUAGCCAUAUUAAUAGAAUCCUCAAAUGUCGAAUAAAGAAGUUGUGAGUCUCGAAGAUGUAGUCAAAAGUGAUUCAAGUGUCGAAUAAAAGGUGUACUUUGUUCGAAACCUUGAUUAAGGGGAGGCUGUUUGAGGGCUCCAUAGGCCUCAUGAGGCUCUAUCUGAGUGGGUGAUUGGACACAAGAAUUAAAGAGGGUAUUUGUUGAAGCUCGUGAAACACCAGUUAAUGGUAUGUUCAUCUUAAAAUCCCUUCAAAGGGGUCAUGAAUGAAGUGGCUGAGAUGGAUCAAAGGGGCGUCAUUGAGAUGCACAACUAUCUGACCAGUGUGUACGAGGAAGGAGACGCUAGAUCAGCCCUCAUCACGAUGGUUCAAGCACUAACUCACGCAAAGAACGGGAUGGAUAUUGUUUCUCGCACCAGGGUAAAUUUCAACUAUCUAAUCAAUUUUCUGAUAUACUAGAG